Enterobius vermicularis (human pinworm) is the source of this 258-nucleotide messenger RNA. The record is from the annotation of a GenBank genome assembly. NCBI's taxonomy places the organism in Eukaryota, Metazoa, Nematoda, Chromadorea, Rhabditida, Oxyuridae.
AUGGACUACUAUGCUCAUAGUGGACCAAACACCAAUGAAGGGUUCACGAAAAUUAAACCUGCCGGUUCCCUAACCUCUCUACUUUCGCCAACGAAACAAGAAACCCAUCUACUUUGGCGUAUGCGACGAGCAUAUUCCGCGGAUCACACAGAAGCGAAACGUAAAAAAAAGGGCAAAAAAGAAUGGAACGAACAGAGAAGGUCUCAACAGUUCCAUAAAGAUGAAGGCUCAAAUUUGUACAGUCCAUUCAUACCUUAA